This is a messenger RNA of Arabidopsis thaliana (thale cress), 2707 nucleotides long. RefSeq names its product Plant calmodulin-binding protein-like protein. The transcript has 2 exons. Bases 738 to 2261 code for a protein of 507 amino acids. Gene Ontology annotation, molecular function: calmodulin binding. The record is from RefSeq and is marked reviewed. Lineage: Eukaryota; Viridiplantae; Streptophyta; Magnoliopsida; Brassicales; Brassicaceae.
CAAAAAUAUUAAAUACGAUCUCUGAUUCUGCGACGAACGCGGAAAGCGAAAUUGCAGAAGAAGCAAAGCCCCCACCACCACCAGCACCACCACCAACGUUAAGGAAACCCCAAAAGUCGGAGACACCACCCAAAAAUAAAAAACCCUUUUCUUAAGUCGCUUGCACGAUCUCGGAGAAAGGAAGGAAACACCGACCCAGAAGAAAAAGGAUUCAGCUUUUUUUUUUCCUUCUGAAUUCGCCAUUGAUAAAGUCAUUGUCUUUGGAAAAAGUAUUUGCUUUUGAAUCAGUUCUUAUAACAGAUUUGUUCUUUUGAUAACCAAGAUUCAAGCUUUGCUUAACUAAAUUUGAAACCUUUUGAUAGGUAUGUUCUUUUGGUUAUUAGUGCUAAAAUGGUUCGUUUUAAGUUACAGCCAAAAGGGUUUUAAGUUUUGGAAUCAUGUGGUGGGAUUGGAUAUAUAUUGUUUGCUUGGUGGAUUUAUCUUAUGACAUUUCCUAUUUUUAGUGUUUAUGUUUUUAAUUAGUUUCUGUUAGUUUUUUUUUGUGUUUAAUCUCUUCACUGAUCUGUUUUUUUGAGUUGUCUACACUUUAAAUUCACAAAGCAAUGCAAAAUAAGACGGCUAUAUUGAUCUCAUGUUUAUUUCUUGUUUGUAUAUAUAUGAAAGUAGUGAUUCUGUUUGAUGUGGUGUCUAUGUCUGAACUUAUGAACAGAUUGUUGUGAUCGUUUUGGUGCUUCUUGAUGGAUGAAGACAUUGCGAAACCAUUUGUAACGCCUGAGAAUAUGAUGAAUAAGGAAGAUGGUUUGAAUCCGGGAGGUGAUUCUACAGGGAAGGCAAUGACUUCAAAGCCUAAAGAGAAAAAGAUUCCUCAUUAUCUCAGAGCAUCAACUGGUUCGUGUCAUGAUUUGUGUAAGUAUGGGAAGAGACAGAUACCUGUGGAGAAACCAUGGCGUUCGAGUACUAAAAAGAUCUUCAAGAAAUCUCUUGAUGAUAAUUUGAAUGAGACUUUGAAGCCGGGUUCUUCUAAAAUGAAGAAGAAGGUGAGGGAAGUCGAGAAAAACGAGGGUACUGAUGAUUCUUUUGAGGUGAUUAAAAGAGAGGUUGUGAAGUAUCAAGCGAGUGGUGUCUCUAGUGGGAUGAGGAAGCCAGAGGUAUUGAUAAUAUCAUCUUGUGAUGAAACUCCUGUGAAGCAGAUAAAGAAGAAGACAACAUUAAGUUCCAAACUUAAACCUUCACCAGAUUUGGGAUCUCGUUCAUCAGAAAAUGUUGAUGCCCUGAAGCCAAAAGUCUUGAAGAAAUCUUAUUCAGCACUGACAACGUCGAAACCAAAAGUAAACCAUGAAAAAGUUGUUGCGUCACCAGUUUUGAAACCUAAAAUGGGUAAAAGAAAUGAUGGAAAAGACGAAGAUGGAAAGGUCAAGAAGGGUACAGUUUCCUCAAGAGUAGCUUCUAAGAAGGCUCCGGUGACUCCAAGAGCGUCGCUUUCUCCAAGAUUAUCAGUAAGACUAGCUGGAAGUUCAAGUUUGAGAAAGAGUCAGAGCUUAAAGGCUGCAUCUUCCUCUUCUCGACAAAAUCAGAAACCGAGACCCGUGAAUCGCACUGAUGAAUUUAAUAAACAGUUGGAUGAUUAUCCAGUCGAGGAGAAAACAUUGCACGUUGUUGAAAUGGAAACAACUAACAAUGUCGUCUCUGAGAAUGAUCAGAAUCAGCAAGGAUUUGUUGAACCUUUUCUUCCUCCUCUUCCACCGACCCAAUCAACUCCAAAAGAUGAUGAGUGUACUGUUUCAGAAACAGAGGAGUACGAAUACACUUCAGGAAGCAACGAAGCUGAGAGCGAAGAAGAAGAGAUUGGAUUGUCCAAUGGAGAGAAGAAACCAAGAGCGGCGAGAAAGGAGGGUGAUUCUGCAGAUGAAGCUGCACGGAAGUUACGUUUCAGAAGAGGAACAAUUGUGGAUCCUGAUACUGUAGGUGAGAAAGCAAGGAAGCUCAAGUUUAGACGAGGAAGGGGUCUAGGGGAAGACAAAGCGCAAGAUGCACAAGUUAGGAGAAGCUUUAAGAAGAGGGAAGAUAUCAGAGAAGAAGAAGUCAAUGAGGAUGGUGAAAAAGUUGUGUUGAGGCAUCAAGAUGUUCAGGAGAAAGAUGCACAGGGACUGUUCAACAAUGUCAUUGAAGAAACAGCGAGUAAACUCGUCGAAGCUCGAAAAAGCAAAGUUAAGGCUUUGGUUGGUGCUUUCGAAACCGUUAUUUCUCUUCAAGAAUCUUAAACCUCCUGCUAACUCUGGUAUUUGCAUUGGGUAUGCAUGAGCAUAGCUAACAUUGAGUCUCUAUGAUUUUUCUAGUAGUAGUAGUUUAUUUGGUUUUGGUUUCUAGAUUGAGCCGGUGUGAAUCGUUUUGUUGAACUGAAGAAGAUUGAUACUUCAUAGAAAGUUAAAGGUCUCUGCCAAACAUUUGGUGCUUUGUGAAUAAUACUUUGAUGGAUUGGGGUUUGUGUUUGGUUUCGGUUCUUCUAGACCGGUUUGUUGGUUUUCAUUGGAUUGUUUGGGUUUAUGAUUCAAUUUGUAUAGAAAAAUUCUGGUCUAGUUUCUUACAUUUGUUGUUGGUUUUUGUCUUCUUGUAGAAAGAAGCACUUUCAAUAGGUUUUCUUUCUGCUUAAACCGGAUCGUAAACCGUAAUUUCUGGUUUUGCAGAACACCGAUCUCUUAAAAUGGUU